Molecule: messenger RNA, 1122 nt
Organism: Dendronephthya gigantea
Lineage: Eukaryota; Metazoa; Cnidaria; Anthozoa; Malacalcyonacea; Nephtheidae
Product: armadillo repeat-containing protein 1-like
Exons: 8
Coding region: 82-897 (271 amino acids)
Molecular function (GO): protein binding
Source: RefSeq, a predicted model, not a curated record
GUCAUUCAGACGAUUCAGUUGAAACGUGUUGCGAUUCAUUGUCCGGUUAUUUUGCUAAAAUACUGCGUCUAAAUAAAUAAUAUGGAAGCAAUAGCGUUAGUAGAACAUUUGAAAGAGUUAUCUGAUAAUCCACAAAACAGAUCAACGAUUGUAAAGGAUAAAGGAUGUCUAGCAGGUCUUGUUUUAUUCCUGGAUAACAAUGAGGCUCGAGUUGUGACGACUGCUCUUCAGGCUUUGAAGAAUCUGGCACAACACAAGCCAAAUAGAAGCAUCAUGAAGAAUGAGUUGGGAAUGUUAGAAAGUUUGAGAGCCAUCAUGCACAGAAAUGGUGACGCAAGGACCAAGCAAUUAGCAACAGACGUUUACGAUGCUUUAAACCAAUCACAAGAACAGACCUCGCGCAGGUCAAGUAGCACCUCAAGUCGUCAAUCAACGGUGCUAGGCAGUGCCACUCGACGAUCUAAAACGUACAUCAUUCAAAUCAAAGGCCUUUCAAACCAGAUAACCAAGAGACUUUGUGAAGAGCAGUUACUAACCGUCCGUGGUAUGGUCAGCUUCACAUUUGAUUUGGCAAAAUCUCGAUGCAUCGUGCGUGCGCGACCUGAGACCACUGCAGAAACAAUAUGCAUGGCUAUCAGUAAAACUAAAGUGCUUUCUGCUCAACAAAUUGUCAAGAACGAACGAGGGGAAGAGGUGACUGUGUCUUUCAAGUCCGGCAGUCAAAACAAAAGUAGUGUUCAAGACAACAGCGCAAAUCUACCAGAUUACCUUCCCGAAGAAGACGAAAUUCCCGGGUCCAAAACGGCGUUAGCACGAGUUAAAAAGAAUGAUGACAAAGAAAAUCAAGGAUGGUUUGGUUCCGUUGGUAGUUUCAUCAGCAAAACCUUAUACUGGUGAAAUACACAUGCUGUACAUACCUUGCUUUAGUACCGUGCUUAUUGCGAUGGUUCAGAACUUAUGAAGAUGCAUUUUAAAACAAAUGAACAAACUUACUGAUCUCUCAACUGAAAAGAUGAUACAGCUUUAUUUUCAUCCCCAUGGUUUUUUCAGUAAUCCUUCUCGGGUGGCCAGCACAAAGAAUGACGGUCGACUCUUUUCGUAGAAACAAAUCUCACUUCGGUU